Messenger RNA from Penicillium malachiteum, 1176 nucleotides. Its product is annotated as glycoside hydrolase family 43 protein. The transcript is spliced from 4 exons. Gene Ontology annotation, biological process: carbohydrate metabolic process. The coding region runs from base 1 to 1176 and encodes 391 amino acids. The record is from RefSeq and is a predicted model, not a curated record. Gene Ontology annotation, molecular function: hydrolase activity, hydrolyzing O-glycosyl compounds. Lineage: Eukaryota; Fungi; Ascomycota; Eurotiomycetes; Eurotiales; Aspergillaceae.
AUGGCAGGUUUCGUAUCAGCGGAGCACCCCAACAACCCUGCAUCUUCACAACCAUCGCCGCCUCUCCAGUCACUCGAAGGAAGCGAGCAGAAUACUGGCUUCUUCUCACAACCAUGGACAAGAAGGCGAAUCGCAUUCUUCAGUGUACUCGGAUUUUUGGGGCUGGUCAUAAUUGCGCUUGUGAUCGCACUUCCUAUCCUUUUCACUAGAGAGAAUUACGGUUUCAAGCCAGUUGGAACAAAGAAUGAAGACGGCUCAUCCAGCACAAUGGUACAUGGUUUGCCUUCGGGACAAACCCCCCAGAAGCACGACCCAGACACAAUCCACGUACCUGUCGCCACCUCAACCAACUUUGUCAAUUGGACCUUACAUGAAGGGUAUGAUGCGAUGCCCACAGUGGCUGCGUGGCAGGAGAAGGCUAACACAUGGGCUCCGGAUCUAAUCCAACGGGAUGAUGGAAAAUUCGUCCUUUAUUACGCAGGAGAAUCGAAGACAUACGCGCCCCAUCAUUGUGUUGGCGCUGCAGUAUCCAAUGGAACUGAUCCACUGGGUCCCUAUACCCCUCUCAAUGAACCAUUGGCAUGUCCGCAUGAGUAUGGUGGUGCCAUUGAUCCUUCGCCAUUCAGAGACUCAGAUGGGACAUUAUAUGUGGUCUACAAAGGUGACGGAAACAGUGUUGGAUCCGGUGGCUAUUGUGGUAACAGCAACAAGCCCCGAAAACCGGUUCCGAUAUUCUUGCAGGAGUUGGAGAGCGACGGAGUCACCACAAAGGGCGACCCAGUGAUCAUUCUCGAUAUUAACGACUCGGAUGGGCCGCUGGUCGAAGCUCCCAAUAUUAUUCGCACAGAUGAUGGCACGUACUACCUCUUUUUCUCUUCUCAUUGCUUUACUUCUCUGGGGUACGACGUCAAAUACGCCCAUUCGAAAUCGAUCAAUGGGACCUACGAGAGAGCUUAUCGGCCGUUACUUCAGACCUAUGAUUUUGGACUGGAAGCUCCGGGUGGUGCUACUAUCUCUCCAGAUGGAUCAAAGAUGGUCUUCCAUGCUAACUGCGGUGAUUGGCGGUGUAUGUAUGCUGCAGCCAUCAACAUUCAAUCUAGCAACGAUACUGUCGUUCUUUCUUCCCUGACAUUGGAAGUUUUGGGAUCGAAUAACUCUACCAACUCUACAGCUUAG